AUGGCGAUGGCGAUGGCGAUGGAGACGGCGACGGGUGGGGCAGUGGCGGUUGUGCGGCGAGGCAGGGCAGGUGCUGCAGAGACGGUGCAUGGCGAGGCGCGACAGUGGCGUCGCGGGCGAGCAUGGAGGACGCCGGAGCAGAGGACGACAGCUCCUGCCGUCGCUUCUGUCCGCGCACGCCCGCGUGCUCGCCUCCGUCCGCGCCCGCGCCGGAGCGCUGCUUUCUACGCGCGCUCGCGUGCUCGCCUCCGUCCGCGCCCUUCAGCUCGCCUCUGCCCGCCACGCCCUUCAGCUCGCCUCCGUCCGCGUCCUGCCGCGUCCCAACCGCGCCGGGAGACCGCCUCUACCUGCCGUGCUUGCCUUUGCUCACGCCCUGCCGGACGGAAAGAGAAGGGAGAGGUGAGGUGCGGCGGUGUCCUGCUGCUGCUCGCUGGUGGCUUUCCGGCCAUAGGCGCGAGGUGGGGGCUCUGUCCGGCGGUUUCCCAUGACAUCUACUACCGGAAGGCCAAGGAGGAGGGGUGGAGGGCUCGCAGCGCCUUCAAGCUCAUGCAGAUCGACCAGGAGUUCAACAUCUUCCACGGAGUGAAGCGUGCCGUUGACCUGUGCGCUGCUCCUGGGAGCUGGAGCCAGAUUUUGAGCCGCAAUUUCUUUGUAUCUACCGGCAAAGCUAUCAUCUACAUGGUGGCCGGAAUUGAUCUGCAACCGAUGGCUCCGAUAGAAGGUGUUAUACAAGUGCAGGGCGACAUCACCAAUGCUCGGGCAGGGGAAGUGGUUAUCAGGGACUUUGAUGGAUGUAAAGCAGACUUGGUUGUGUGUGAUGCUGCCCUGAUGUUACUGGACUUCAUGAUAUGGACGAGUUUGUUCAGUCUUCAGUCCUAGCUUAUAUUGGCAGUUGGUAUAAUUUUCUCUGUCUCUGCAUGUCAAUUUAGAUCAGAUAUACUUUCUGGAAGUAAUUUGCAGUAUCCAUAAGAUGCGGUGUCCAAAAAUAAUGCUACCUUAACCCUGAAGUUUAUGUUUAGCAUUCUGCCUUAAAAUGUUCACUUUCGGUGCAAUAGCUUCUUUGUAUUUUUUAUAUUGAACAUUGGACCAUUUUUACUCAACCUUUGGAUAAUUUGUUGCUGAUUAUGUUGUAGAACAACCUGGUGUAACUAUGGUUUCACUAACUUGUCAUAUUUUCCACUAUUAUCCUUCCUGCUUCCAUCUACCUUGUUGCCCCAUCUCCCCUCUACCAAAUCCCAGCCUCAUGGUGGAUUCAUCUACAUGUAGUUAAUAUCCUAGCGCUAAACCACCCAGCUGCACAUGACUUGUUAUGGACCAUUUGUUAUUCUUCAGGAAUCCAUACCUCCAGCAGUUCUCCUGGAGACCAUCCACCCGAAGUUCAUCUCUCUACCACUCGCUUUGUUCAGUACUUUUAAAUACUCUUAUCAUGUUCUUUUCAGCGGUUAGAGCCCACAACUAAGAUAUGUUUGCUUCACACUAAUGUUUGUAAUCCGCCUAUAUGGUUCCUUAUUUUAUCAUGUCCGCGUUUAUAAUUCUCUGGUGCAGCAAAGCUGACCGAUAUUAGAUGUUAACCUUUUUUUGAGCCAAAGCUUCCAGUAUUGUACUAAUUAUAUGUGCUCUUUGGUGCAGCGCUCACUGAACAUAUUGAUAUGUAAGUCAAUUUAACAAAUAACUCUUUGCUUUUUCGUGGUGGCGCAAAUACAUCAAAUUUAUCAUCACCUAGAACCGAACAUUGGAUUCUUUUUGCCUGCAUGUCAACACUACCGCAAAUGACGAUGAUACUGCAUAGUUAUCCAGUUAGUUUUGUGAGAACUAAUAUGAUAACUACUGGAACUAAUAGGAUAAACUAUAGUAGUACUGUUGCAUUGGAAUACAUGAUUCUCUGGUUGGUACUAGGCAUGAUGCUUGCAUUCAAUAUCUAGAAUCUUGCACCACAAACCAUAUGUUUGUGAUCCCUACAUAUGGUGUUCCAGUGGUGAAACCUGGAGCAUAUACUAUAUGCACAUAUAUUUUUGUUAUACAUCAGGCAUACAUUGGAUGGGCGAGCCGUACAAAUAAGAGUCAAUCUGAUUAUGGUUUAGUUACAUAUACUUUUUGUUUUCUUUUGGUGUGUAGUCAUCUCUUAUAGUGACCACAAAUUAGUACAUAUAAAUUCAAUUUUAUGAUCACGGUUAAAAUGAACAAGGUUCCUGCUCUAUGGUAUUUAUGGUUUGUGAUAUGUAACAGUGAGCUGCACUAUUUUUUUUCAUCCUAUUAGCAAAGCAUCAUUUUUGUUUUCGAGAAGAUUUGAUGAUACUGCAACUUAUAAACUUACUCCAGAAUGGACCGAUGUUAAUAAUUCUUUUGUUAGAUAUUGGUCAAUAGAUUUCAUGAUUUAACUCCCUUGAUAUUUUAAGUUGCUUCAUUUUGGGCUGCAUACAGUACAAGCUUCACUGUAUAUUCAGAUGUACAGGAUGGGAGACGUGCAUAUCAUGCUGGUUUUCUACUCUACAAUUUUGCGCAGCCAUGGUGUCAAUUUUGAACUGGCAUUAGACUGGACUGUAAGAUGUUUUAAUGCAUGUGAACAUGGCCUAAUUUAUUAAUAAAGAGAACUAUAUAUGGUA
Molecule: messenger RNA, 2603 nt
Organism: Triticum dicoccoides
Lineage: Eukaryota; Viridiplantae; Streptophyta; Magnoliopsida; Poales; Poaceae
Product: ribosomal RNA large subunit methyltransferase E-like
Exons: 7
Coding region: 1-879 (292 amino acids)
Biological process (GO): tRNA methylation; cytoplasmic translation
Cellular component (GO): cytoplasm
Molecular function (GO): tRNA methyltransferase activity
Source: RefSeq, a predicted model, not a curated record